CUGUCCCCUUUCCUCCAACCCAACGGCUUACUUUGAAGGAAGUAUUUGAGAAUGGGAAACCUAAAAUUGAUGUUUUGAAAAACCAUUUGGUGAAGGAAGGGCGACUGGAAGAGGAAGUAGCCUUAAAGAUAAUCAAUGAUGGGGCUGCCAUCCUGAGACAAGAAAAGACUAUGAUAGAAGUAGAAGCUCCAAUCACGGUAUGUGGUGAUAUUCACGGACAAUUCUUUGACCUGAUGAAGUUGUUUGAAGUUGGAGGAUCACCUAGUAACACACGCUACCUCUUUCUGGGCGACUAUGUGGACAGAGGCUAUUUCAGCAUAGAGUGUGUACUAUUUUUAUGGAGUUUAAAGAUUAAUCAUCCUAAAACAUUGUUUCUGCUUCGGGGAAAUCAUGAAUGCAGGCAUCUUACAGAAUAUUUCACCUUCAAACAGGAAUGUCGAAUCAAAUAUUCUGAACAGGUGUACGAUGCAUGUAUGGAUACAUUUGACUGUCUUCCUCUUGCCGCCCUCUUAAACCAGCAGUUUCUGUGUGUACACGGAGGGAUGUCACCUGAAAUUACCUGUUUAGAUGACAUUCGGAAAUUAGACAGGUUUAAAGAACCUCCAGCCUUUGGACCAGUGUGUGACCUGCUUUGGUCUGAUCCCUCUGAGGAUUACGGCAGUGAAAAGACCUUGGAACACUAUACCCACAACACGGUCCGAGGGUGCUCGUAUUUUUACAGUUACCCUGCAGUUUGUGAAUUUUUGCAGAACAAUAAUUUGUUGUCUAUAAUCAGAGCCCAUGAAGCGCAAGACGCUGGGUAUCGAAUGUACAGGAAGAGCCAAACGACGGGUUUUCCAUCACUCAUCACAAUUUUCUCUGCCCCCAACUACCUAGAUGUCUAUAACAAUAAAGCUGCUGUGUUAAAAUAUGAAAACAAUGUCAUGAAUAUCAGGCAGUUUAACUGUUCUCCGCAUCCCUACUGGCUUCCGAACUUUAUGGACGUUUUCACGUGGUCUUUGCCUUUUGUUGGGGAAAAAGUCACAGAGAUGCUGGUUAACAUUCUCAACAUAUGCUCAGAUGAUGAAUUGAUUUCUGAUGAUGAAAUUGAAGGAGGCACUACGGUUCGGAAGGAGGUCAUCAAGAAUAAAAUCAGAGCCAUUGGGAAGAUGGCACGGGUCUUUUCAAUUCUUCGGGAAGAGAGUGAGAGCGUGCUGACUCUCAAGGGCCUGACUCCUACAGGUACACUCCCUUUGGGUGUCCUCUCAGGAGGAAAGCAGACUAUUGAGACAGCCACAAUAGAAGCCGUAGAGGCCCGGGAAGCCAUCAGAGGGUUUUCGCUUCAGCACAGGAUCCGGAGUUUUGAAGAAGCCCGAGGUCUGGACCGAAUUAAUGAGCGGAUGCCACCCCGCAAAGAUAGCCAGUACUUUGAUGGGCCAGUGAAAUUGGUAACCCCUGUCCCAUCAAACGCUGCGCACCGGAGUGACAAGGGAAGAAGAGCCAGUAAUGACUCAGAGCCCUGCUGUGGCACAGGCGGAUCCAAAACUUAAGAACAGAUUUUAUUUAUUUAUUAUUGGAAAACAAAACAAGAACAACUUAAACAACUUAAACCUGGAGGUGCAUUCAUAAUACACUCUGCAUUUAUUCUGUAAGAAAGGUGACCAUUUUAUAAAUUCUUUUAAUUUAUGUUUAAUAUAUAUAAAAAGUGCAUCUCUUUUAUUUUUCCCUUUUUUCCCCCCUAAUUUUUAGGAAUUGAUCUGAUUGUCUGAUAUAUAUGUGAAGUCUUGUGCUAUAAAGGGGUCCUUCCCCUAAUAAAAGGGCCUUGGAAACCUCCACCCUGGGUUUCUGACUUGAACUAGCCAACCUUUUCUCUUGUGUUUGGAGGGUAAUAUCUUUCAUUUCAGACUAAUCACUUUUCAAACACAAAGGGGUUUUCCUUUUCUUUUUUCCCUUCCUGCAGGGUACCGCUGACAAACGCUUAGAUGUCAGUGGCUAAAACAUCUCUUCUUACGGAAAACUUGAUUAUAGUAGAACUUCUAAGUGAAUAACCCAAACCCAGUGAUUUUAAGGGCCAAGGGAAAUGUUUUCCAUAAUAACCCACUUUCUUCUAGACUCUCAGUUACUCUUAAUAUAUUCUAGCAAGGCAGAAUAAAAAGUAAGGAGGGGUUUUCAAAGAAUUAACUUAAAAUUUGUUCCAGUCUAACCAUGGGCAUGAUGGAUUUAAACUUCCCUUAGGACUUCAGAGAUUUCUUAAAUGUUGCCAGAUCCUUUUGCUUCUUAUUUUUGAACCCUAGGUGAUUUAGCCCAUCUGCAAAGGAAGCUACCUUUCUAAAUAUUUCCUAGAGGCCCUCUGUAGAACCUUCAACGGUAAGAAGUACCUACGCCUCUUGGUGUUACUGUCAGCUCUCCCAUCUGCUGUCCCCGUGACCCUGGUGCCCUGUGUUUUUCUUUGUCAGCAUUUUUGAAAGCAACAGGGGUGAUGUAAACUGACUAGGUUAGAAUGGCCCCCUUAUGAACUGGAAGUCUUGCUAAGGGGCAUUGGAUGAGUGAGGAUUUCCUACCUACCAAUUACUGGGGUAUUUCUCGUUUCUCAGCACUCGUUAGGUUGAACUGUCUGUCAGUCUCUGUCAGCAUAUUUCAGAAUGCAAAACCGAGUGUUCAGAUAGAAUAUCUGAAUAAUCUUCCCUUAGUUUUUCAAGUCACAGCUAACCCAUGAAGGACAUUUCAGGGAUCUUUAGGCUCCCAGUUUUGGUUUAGCCUGGUGACAGGUGCCAUGUCGUAAUACUCACUGGUCAGUUUUGCAGUGAAUGUGCGUGUUUGGGCAGCACUACACCAAAGUGCAUAUUUAUGGAAUUCCUUCAUGUCAUUUGGGCUGUGGGAGUCCAGCACUGAAGCAACACUCUCAAACGGUAUGUCGGAGCUUCAGGGACACCAGAGACCUUUUUCAAAAAAAACCCUGUAAUUUUAUUAGAAGAGUGAGGAUUUAGCCCAUCUGUCUCUGUUUUCCUAUGCCUCGUUAACAGUUCCUCAUUUGUUUAUGACAGAGAUCAAAGCAUUUUGGGGACUGGAAUCUGGUGGCAUAGAUUGCUCUGUUAAUUAAAAACAAAAAGAUAGGAAGGAUAUUGGGAAGGAGAUGAAAGAUCCCUUAUUGGGCUGUGAGUGAGACCUGUGAAAGUGGGGAGAAAAAAGCCGUGUAUACUUGUCCUUGCUGGUCAUCGUAUCUUUAUAAUCAAAGGGGAAUUCGUCGCCUGGAUAUCCUCGUGCUCCUUCCUCCCCCAAUCCUAAUAUGGAACCGGCCGCUCUUUUGGGAACCACACCUGAUGUGAAAGUCAGUUCACGUGACAGGUUGGAAACAUGGGAGUCCCUGGUCCCUUUCUCUUUUCCAUUGAGGACAGUCUGUGGAUAGAAACGUCAGGCUUCAGUCUCAAGGGCUACAAUCAACAGACAAAUAGUGACAUAGUUAUUACAAAUCCUCACAAGCAAAAAAAAAAAAAAAAUUGCAUUAAGACUUAGGAAGAUCUUCAUUUUCUUCUCAAAAUGAAAGUAUUACGGUAAAGUGAUUUUCGUUGACAGAGCCACGUGGAAAGAUGCAUUUUACAGGUACCCUUUGAGCGUUGCAGCAUCAGCUUAAGUAGGGAGUUAAGAAGUCAUGAUUCAAGAAAAUUGGAGGGGGGUUUAAAAGAGCACAAUACAGCUCUUGAAGGAAGUUAGGUUUAAAAAUCCUGUUGAAUUCUAAACAUAAAGGCAUUUCUUAUGCACUAUAGAAAGCUAGGAUAUGUAUUUCAACACUUGAGAAAGUUGUAUGCUAAGUGUGUCUAUGUGACACAGGUAACUUCUUAAAGCCAGACCGGAAAAUCAGUGCACUUGCACAUACAUUUGCACCUGUGACUCAGGACAGUUCAAAAGGCAUGAACCAGGGUGGGUGUGGGCAGUUACAGCUCAGUGGUAAAGUGUGUGCUUAGCGUGCAUGAGGGCCUGGGUUCAAUCCCCAGUACCUCCAUUUAAAAAGAAAAAAAGAGUAAUUAAAAAAUAAACUUAAUUACCACGCCCCCCCCAUUUUUUUUCCAAAAAAAAAUAAAUAAAAUAAAAGGCAUGAACCUUAGGGAUAUAUUGUAAUAAUAGUGCUUGUUCUUCACUUCAGACAUCAUUGCAAGGUUUUAACAUAUUUUUUAAUGUUUUCAUCUAAACAGUAGCCCCUGAGAUGGCUGGUGGCCUGCCCUAGGUUUGCCCUAGUGCUCCCUGGGGCCUGGUGGUCUGCCUGGGACCAUCAUUUCAGACCAACAUUUUAACUGCUGUCAGCGCUCUGCAGUGUUGCUGUUUCCAAAGCCUCUUCUCUUUUUACUAAAUCUCCCCCUGCAUAUUCUAAAGAUACUAAAAAUACUUUUCUCUUGCUCUCCUUCACUUUAAGGUCCACAGGGACCUUACCCUCCCUCAUUUUGGUGGGGGAGGGGGCGACACAUCUCACAUCAGUUCCCUAGACCUAUCAGAGGGCCCCUGUGUAAACUUCUUUGAAAUCCCGUUUUAGAAACGACACUUCCCAAGGACCAGUUCUCCCAGUUUUGUUUACAUCCAUAUCAUACGAAAUUUCCAACUGAUGAGAUGACAGUUCUUGUUAAUAAAAUGUUUUAAACUCAUCUAACACAAGUUCAAAACAUACAUCCUUUGUUAUCUCUGUGUUCUGAAUAUUUAGAGCAAAAGCAAAAGAAUAAGCCGUGUGUGUGUGUUUGUGUGUGUGUGAGAGAGAGAGACAGAGAGACAGAAUGCUAACACAAAAGCAUCCUGUUUUCUUUAAAACCUCAAGGUAGCACUUUGGUCACGGGUACAGACAUCGGUGACUCGCUGGCCUUUUGUCACCGGAACAGUGAAAAUGGCUUAUCGUACCGAUGUGCUUGAUGGGGCUUCUUGCCUAGGGAUAGCAGGAUCAGCCUCUCCAGGGAUGUCGGCAUUUUUCAUACCCUUUUAUCUAUAUUUAUGUUGCCUUUUCUGUCUUGCAGUUCAAGGAAGCAGGUUUAUCUCAAAAGCAAUGAUUUGCUUUCUUAUCCUGAUAACUUAGGUAUGAUUUCCUGACACUGUUCAAAAUAGGAAAAGAAAAGCUCUUACUUGUUUUGUAAACUGUAUAGUAUUAUUUAAUGUCAUUAAGGAACAAAGGUGGGAUUUCUUUGGGGACUUGGCAUUUUCCCUUAGAUCCUGUUCUGAGUAAUUUUAAGACCCAAAGUUUCAGGCAGCUGCUCUCUAUGAGAAAAAUAUAAAUCAUGCCUACAUGAGAUACAGGGAGGGGAGGGGAUAGCUCAGUGGUAGAGUGUGUGCUUAGCAUGCACAAGGCCCUGGGUUCGAUCCCCAGUACCUCUGUUUAAAAAUAAAUAAAAUUACCCCCCAAAAAGAUAAAAUUUUUAGAAAGUCUGCCCCCUCACUGAUCGAAGAUGAUGGCAUAUACAUUGUGUAUCUGUUUCCCAAAUAGGCACAAAAUAGUCACUCUCUGCCAUUGAUACAUUCCUUUCACAACAGCAAAAAAUUGUCUCUCCAGCCUCUCAGAGUGAGUAAGGCUGAAGUCUGUUCCCUCUUCCCUCCCUUGUUUUAUGGAAAUAUGGUAGCUGAUCUCCAGAAUUUUUGACUAUACCAUGUCUUUAAAUGUAAAACUCAAGCUCUUGAGAAUUAAAUUCUUCCUGACCAAUCUGGGUGACCAGUUGGUUAAGAUGGUUUAGGAAAAGCUUGUACCAGAUUGACUGAUUCAUAGUUUUUCUUUGUAUCAAUUCUCAGGUUUUUCUCUCCAGUUUUUGAAUUGAAAAUUAUUUUCACACCCAUAAAGGCUGGUUGAGAGAUCAUUCUGGAAUCUCCAGUAUUUAGUACAGUUGUUAUAGAAACAGUGGAACCCAAAUUUUUUUCAAAGCAUUAUUCAGCUUUCCCUACCCAGGAAGACUUCAGAGGGAAGGUGAACCCAGGGUCCCGGCUGUGGGAGUCAGGCUCUAAUUUCCUAAGUCAUUUGUGAUUAAAACCACGGAUACCACCUUGUCUGGCACCCAGGUCCACAUUUUUUCUGAAAUCUGCUGUAAGAGAGAGUAAAGGGCAGCCCUAGGAAGCCCCAGCAAUAGCCAUUGGAGCGUUUGGAUUACCUGGGAGACAGUUCCGAAGCGUCGUAAUGCCACAGCCCCUCUUCAGCACUGCUGUGAUCAGACGCUCCUGGGAAGGCCGUAAGAAAGAGCAGAUGUGUGUAGAGGGAGAAAGCUGGGUAGUCGAAACACAGGGUUGUUACUCCCAUCUUGAGCUGAGCAGAGAACUGCGUUAACAGUAGAGCUUUGUGCCGUUGACAGAGUGUGAAGGAGGGACAUGACAGUGAGACUUGUGACCUGACCUGCCUCUGUGCAGCCAGCCAGAGUGAAUGGGGUCAGGGUUAGCUGCCUCCGUCUAUGCAGUCACAAAGGUAAAGAUGAUACUGGAGAGCAUUUUCCCUCCCGGGGGGCCGUGGCCUCACACCCCAGCAACCUGGGCAAGACUUGCUAAAUAACACCUUUGUCCGAGACAGGAUUAUGCAUCUGCCCCUCUUCUGCGCCCUCAUGACAAGUCUAGGUGGCUUAAGAUCAAGAAGGAAGGACAUGGACGUGGACCAUCCCUGUGAGCAGCUCUAGAGGAGGGCCAUGCACACUGCCUUCCUGUAAGUUCUUGCCCAGAUUCCCUUCACUCCCUUGACAUAACUGUCUCCAAAUAACUUUUUUUUUGCAUGUUAAAGUGAAGUGCAUGUAAUAGGGAACAGGUCUACUGUAGGUUUUGAUUUAUGGCAAUAAAGAUGCGGGUUUUGUCUGUCAAAGAAAAGUACUUUGAAGAUACCAUCGUGAACCCCUCACGUUUGUUUCCUUUCUCAGCACAUUGUGACCAUUCACUCUGUUUCCUAACAGGAAUGUCAGCAGGCAUUUCCCAAGAACAGAUUCUGGUUUUGCUUCCUUAAAUGAGAUGGUCAGACAUGAGACUAUCUGGUGGUAUAAUUUUUUUAAGGCUUGUCUGAAUGAUGGAUUACUUACUUGUGCUUGAAGAUUACUUGCUUUUUCUUGCUUUCAGUUAUGUUAAAGCAAAUGGUGGAAAUGUUACUUAUCGGCUGGAAUCAUUUAAAAAUUAGUCUUUUUUGUGAACAAGAAAUUAAUUUGUUAACACUUUCUUACUGUAAGUGGAAGUCAUCUUGGGGAAAAAAAAAAACACUCUUAACAUUAAAUGAUAACUUUAUUGGC
Messenger RNA from Vicugna pacos (alpaca), 7196 nucleotides. The record is from RefSeq and is a predicted model, not a curated record. NCBI's taxonomy places the organism in Eukaryota, Metazoa, Chordata, Mammalia, Artiodactyla, Camelidae.